Chara braunii is the source of this 1793-nucleotide messenger RNA. NCBI's taxonomy places the organism in Eukaryota, Viridiplantae, Streptophyta, Charophyceae, Charales, Characeae. The record is from the annotation of a GenBank genome assembly.
CCGGGAUCACUUCUUGGAAAGGUGCACUUUUGAGAAUGUCACGCCCCAUUGUCAGUGGAGGAGAGGGCGAGGAGGGAAGCGGGCAUUCAGAGGGGAAAUGCCUUGCUCGCAUGUUGCUGCAGAGCGAGGUUGGAGGUGCUGGCCCCAGCAAUAUGCCGAUCGCCUCAAGUCAGAUUCUGGAGUUUCGAGCUCACAUGUCGCUGGUGCGGGCGUCACUGGCGAGACGGUCACACCUCAAUCUACUGUCGGCACCGUUCUUGGAUCGAAGCCAAGUUCAGGGAGGUCGCUGAGGCAGACUGUGAUCGAGGAGGCCGACAAUGUCGUCAUGCUGAAGCGGCCGACAACCAGAUGUGCAACUAACUUCGAGAUGUUGCAGUCGCGGAAGAAUUUGAAGACAACUUUUGAUCGCUGCGUGUGCGACAAGGGAUGGGUGGACAAGAUGGUGCGGAACAACCAGUUAGUGGCAUUCCAUGAUGUAACGGGCAUCGUCCAUGACAAGGGCGGCUUCUGGAGGAAUGUACAGAAGGCGCUUGAUGUGAUGCAGCCGGUGGUGGAGCUGCUUUGUACGGUGGAUGGGCAAGGAGCGACCAUCUUGAAGGUUUACUUCAUGAUGGACCGGGUUGUGCAGGAUUUGCGUGCCCUAGAAUGCUUGUCGGUGGAGAAACACGAGGCGUGGUUGGAGCGGGUCCAUGAGGAUGUCGAUGGUGAGGAGGAGGUUGUUGAGGUGGACUUCGAUGAUGAGGGAGACGAGAUCCCGAUGCGGCAGGCUUUCCUACGCAAUGACGAAGUUGACGACAAGUUGGUCGAGGAGGAGGAUACUCUACUCCUUGGUACAAGGCAACGCAACUGGCGCAAGAGCACGAAGUCUGGGAAGCACCGCGAGCAAGAGUUGUGCAGGAGAUCCAGGUGGAUGUCGCACAAGAUCUGGGAGUCGCUGAUCGACCAUGCGCAGACGUGUGUGCUAAGUGGGAAGCUGUGCGUUUAUGACCCGGACCAGAAGAAGCAGACAUGCCUUGUUUUCAACAACAUUUACCAAUUCCUUGGGAUCACAGCAGAUGGCCAGUUCAUCCCGGCAACGACACUGUCAGAUGACGACAAGGUUUAUGUGGAUAGACUUAUCAAGUCGGCAUAUGAGAAUUGGGAGAAAGUGAUCGAGUUCGAAGGAUCAGACGUCGUUGGACAUGAUAUGAAUAUCAUGCGGCCGAUGUGGAUGAACCCCAACAGCUACAAGACGGCGGUCCCUGCAGCAGCAACCCCUCUUCGCUCAAGAGGGGUCUUAGGGGUCUCCGCUGUCCCCAUUGGAUCAGGGUCCCAGAUGCAGCCCCAGCAUAGUCGAGAUCGACAACGGUCGUCAUCAGCGCAGAGGGCUCUCCACUGGUCUUCUGACAAGGAGCCACCGGCAGCAAGCACUUUGAGCAGUCAGGACAUCACUUGUCACGUGGCGGCACUAUAGACCAAUUCCCAAGUGGUGCUAUAGACCAUAGACCACUUGCCAAGUGGCGGCACUAUAGACCGCUUGCCAGCUGUCGUUAUAGACGGCUUGACGAGUGGUAUAGUUGCAUCGGACAGCCAAGUGGCAUCGUGGAGUCGUAACACCUAUCAUGUAAAGAAUGCAGUCAUCCUCAAGUCAGCGAGAUUGACGGUCGAGCGUAACUACACUCGAUGCGUCGUGAGAUGGGUGUUAAGUCACAGUUAAGACUUUCAAGGCAAAAUAUCAGACUUCUGGAAGUUCCAAGGAAUGAUUUUUUUUUUUAGAAGGUAGGUCUCCCACAAAAUGAAGGGCACAGUUGAGG